This is a messenger RNA of Aedes aegypti (yellow fever mosquito), 4561 nucleotides long. It is a transcript of the gene POSH, whose product is annotated as E3 ubiquitin-protein ligase SH3RF1. The record is from RefSeq and is a predicted model, not a curated record. Gene Ontology annotation, molecular function: protein binding; metal ion binding. The coding region runs from base 235 to 2898 and encodes 887 amino acids. The transcript has 11 exons. Lineage: Eukaryota; Metazoa; Arthropoda; Insecta; Diptera; Culicidae.
CGGUCGGGUUGGAGAGCCAAAAAGCAGCGCAGCUAGUCAAGAAUGCCUCCUCGUCCAGGCGAGUUCGAUUUUUUCUCCGGUUGUAAUCUUCGGUCGUUCGGUUGGUCGGAUGUCUCUCCGUAAUAAUUAGGAAGCAAAGAAAACAAAAUCAAGUGUUCUGAAGUGAAGUUAAAGCAUUCGCCUAGCAGGAUACGGAUAUAUCCAUCGGGAUAAAAAUACGCAUAGGAUAACAAAAUGGAUGAGCGAUUGCUGAACGACUUGCUGGAGUGCUCCGUAUGUUUGGAACGGCUAGACACGUCCUCCAAGGUGCUACCCUGUCAGCAUACGUUCUGUAGAAAAUGUUUGGAGGAAAUUGUGGCCAGCCACCAGGAGCUUCGGUGCCCAGAAUGUCGAGUGUUGGUGGAAAUCAAAAUCGACGAACUGCCGCCAAAUGUGCUGUUGAUGCGGAUCUUAGAAGGUAUGAAAACAGCUGAGCUGAACAAUCAAAACACAAACAUAAACAAAGCGGCCCGGACCGGCGUCGGAGGUGGCAGCGGGAACAUCUUCAACCUACAAUUGCAGCAGCAAAAUCACCCAAGCAUAGCGUACCAUCAUCAAGGUUCUUCGAAUCAUCAACAUCAGCAGCAGCAGAAGAACAAUAAAAACGAUCAACUGCAUCACCAUUCGCAUCAAGGUCGCAUCAUCGCAGGAAAUGCGCUAGAUUUAUCGAAAAUCCCACACGCGAAGGCAUUCUACGACUUCGCCUCCAGUGAAACCAGUGACAUCAGCUUUAAAAAGGGCGACAUCGUCAUCCUGAAGAAGAAAAUCGACCACAACUGGUGCGUCGGGGAAGUCAACGGAAAAGAAGGUGCUGUUCCGUUGAACCACUUGCAAGUGAUAGUGCCGCUACCGUAUCCUCAGUGUAAAGCGCUGUACGAUUUCAGCAUGGGACCGAACGACGAGGAAGGCUGUCUGACGUUCAAAAAAGGAGCUCUCAUCCACGUGCUUCGGCGGGUGGACCAAAACUGGGCCGAAGGGCGGAUAGCAGAUAAAAUAGGAAUUUUCCCAAUUUCUUUCGUUGAGAUGAAUAGUCUGGCGAAGCAUAUGAUGGAUUCGGCGUUGAAACAUAUUUUGGCCAGCGCUUCAAACAAUCGAACUGUCCCUCCGACACCUUUCGACCUCAAUGCCAGUGAUACGACCAGUUCGAGUGUAACCACCAGUCCUAAUACUUCCAACAGCACAACCAGUUCUAAUUCCAGUACAGCACCAAGUAGUCCUACGUCUAAUUUCUUAACUACAUCAACCGCUGCUUCCACGACGGUAGCAGGGAGUAAUUCCAGCAGUAAAGAACAUCAUAAGGAGAAACGUCACUCUCUAACGACCUUUGUAGCUAGUUCUAGUGCGGGUAUUGCUAAUGUCGGAGGACCUCUGAAUCACCCUAAUCGCCACUCCGCUGAAAUUUUGAGCACACCUGAUGCGGAUCGACAACAACAGCCAUCAUCUCAUCCGCCGAGUACGGUGCCGAUUGCGUCCUCCGAUCUGCCACAACAGUCGAGCCGACCUGAUAUGCUUAACUAUCAGAAGUCGAAUGCUGCAAAGGCCGCUAGUCAAUAUUACCAACAUCAGCUGCCCCAACUACCCGCUACCUACAUCGCUCUCUACCCGUACAAACCCCAGAAACCGGACGAACUAGAGCUGAAAAAAGGAUCGAUCUAUUACGUCACCGAACGCUGUCAGGACGGUUGGUUCAAGGGCGCCAACCGGCAGCAAAAGUCUGGAGUUUUCCCUGGUAAUUACGUUACCGUGUACAAGGGCCGUGAAGUUGGCCACUCCAGCCAAUCCAAGCACACAAACAGCCAGGGACUAUCCCCCUGUACCACUGCCUCUACCAACACCACUUCCGGGGUCCAGAAUCCGUCCAAUAACCUAGCCCAAAUCACACUGCCUGCCUUACCCCCACGGGACGCUACUAUUACCAACAGUCCCUCAUCUGCCGCUGUUGCGGGCCCAUUGUGGACCAAACAGCAACAACAGCAGCAUCCCAAUCAAUCGGGAUACAUAGAUUCCCUCUUUGGAAGGAAAUCUGGAAGUGCACCCCCAGAUAGGAACACCGCUGCUGCAGCCGGAGCAGAACCUUCGCCGAGUGCAGCAACUGCACAACCGGUCAAGGAGAAGAAGGAUUCGUCGGCGGUCAGUUUGAUGAAGCGGCUGACCAAUAUUAAGCGAUCAAAAUCUCCGACUUCUGGCAGCAGUGGUACUACCAACCCGGCUUACUCCAUGGAUAACCCCGUGUUUGAGGAUAGUUCUUUGCCGAGUGCUGCACCUAUGAAGAACAACCUACAACAAAUUAUCAAUCCGGUACAUGUGAGAUCUGGUUCGUGUCCGAGUCAACUUCUUCAAAAUCUCCCAGUCGACGUACUGUUAGCGCAAGGCCGCGAAAAUGUUCCUUAUAUGUAUGGCUCCCAACGGGUCAAACCCCACAAAGAGCGACCUUCCAUGCAUGGUCUCAAAGCUGAAGCCACCGGUAAGCUUCCCUCAAAACAUGCGGCUGCUGCAGGUUCAGCAGCACAGCAACAGCAACAAUCUCACGAAGCGCCCGCCUCGACCUCGUCGGCGUCCCAUGGACCGAAGCAAUCUCAUCCAUAUCACCGGAAAUCUCAAAGCCUGGACGCCUCUGCUAUCAUCUCCCACAUGAACGGGACGCCAUCCAAGUCCAAGGGGCACUCGCAGACGGUCCGAGAGAGAUUCAAAUGCAUCGUUCCUUAUCCACCGAACAGUGAGUACGAGCUGGAGCUUCGUGUCGGAGACAUAGUGUUGGUGCACAAGAAGCGUGAUAAUGGUUGGUACAAAGGCACGCACCAGCGUUCUGGCAAAACCGGCCUGUUCCCGGCAUCCUUCGUCGAGCCCGCAGAAAAAUGAUAUCGUAACUAGGAGGCAUCGUUGGAAUGAAUCUGUUAGUUUUAUUUUCUACUUAUGGUUAGUAGUCUCCGAGGCACUGAUUAAGUGCAGCACCCAACAGUGGUAUAAUCAAAAGUCGGUAUUAAUAGUGGUCGUAUCGUGUAGCAAAGAGUCAGUAUGUGUUUUAUGUUUUUUUUUUAUUUGUCUCUACUAGUGGUAGAACAAGAGUAUUUAGCAAUCCUUAGGUAAGCGAAAGAAAUACAGUAUGAUUGAAGCAAAUUUUAGGGCAACAUUGAAUUAGGCCAACAAAAAGUGCAAAUUUGUACCUAAUUUUUAUCUUAUUGGGUCUUUUAAAGUCUGAAUCGUAAAUUUAAAUGAACAGUUUUAGGAACGUUAAACUUAAAUCCUGAUGAUGAUAUAAUCAACCAUAACAGUUGUAGGCAAUUGUUAGCAUGACAACAAAAUUUUAUACAAUUCAGAUUAAAUUUAAAAAAUACAACCUAUUGUUUUCGUAAAAACGCUCUGUAAUCGUUGUUUGUGUCUGUCUUUCUAAGCAACUUUCGUGUGUCUGUCUUUGUAUGUAUAAGUUUAUAGAUCAAAGCUCAUUCCGCUAACUUGAAAAAGCAAACAUGUUGUUGUACAAAUUUUCUCAACCAUAUUCUAGCCUCUGCAUUAAAUGUUGUGUUUGAAUUAUGUGACUACUUUCAAAGUAACAGAAUAUAGACAUCGUCGACACAUAAUAGCAGCGAACGAACGCAUUUAUAGUACUAUAAUACUCUUAUCACACAAUCUAAUAUUCAACCGCAUGCAAGGUCACGAAGAAACACAUGUAAUUCGAUAACGAUCUUCAUUUCACAUUUUAUGACUAAAAACGUUUUCCAGGAAACACUAUCACCAUUUGAUGGCCAUAAGGUCAAAAUAUACUCGUCAACGAUAUGAUCCAAUUGGCUUGAUGUUUUUUUUUUAAAUCAAAAUAAUGGAUAUUGAAUUGUUGUUUCUUGGUGAAAGUGUUUCAUGAAUGUCAUAAUCUAACGCGCAAUAGUCAAAUCUUAAAAAAAGAUGGAAAAGAUUAACUCAGAAGCAAGUAUUGUCUAACAAACUGCAGCUAACAAACCGAGCAAUGUCUUUGUUCAGUUGCAACCAAAUAGCAAAAUCAAAACGAACAAAAUGUAACAUGUGCAACAACUUCUAAUAGAAAUAUACCUUAUUGUAGAUAUUGUGCUCGGCAUAAUCUGAGCCAACAUAACUGAAUUCAUAUAUUUGUUUUUGAUCGAGAAAACUUUAGAGUAUUUACUGUUUUCUAGUAAACCUAUGCAUUAUCGACACAAGAGAAAUAAAUGAAAUUGAUAGCUAAAAAAGUUUAAUCACGUGAAAAAACAGAACCAACACGACUCACAUAAUGGUCUCAAAAGUUUAUAAGCUCGUUAAAAAUAAGUAGAAAGAGAGCUGAAGUAAAAACAAAGAACAUCAUUAUCGCACUAAAUCGAAACAGGGUUAGUUUAUGUUCUAAAUUGGCGAAAAUUCAAAACUUCGCUUUUCACGGUAAAAUUUGACUCGUCAGCACAAGCGUAAAAGAUGGAUGCCUACAAUAAAGUGAAGAAUUGAAUUUCCGGAGCUGUGGAUGGGUUUGGGUAAACAUUUGGAAGCAUUUUGUGGUAAUUGAAACAAGGUUUUGCAUUUAUAG